This is a messenger RNA of Aureobasidium namibiae CBS 147.97, 1026 nucleotides long. RefSeq lists its product as uncharacterized. NCBI's taxonomy places the organism in Eukaryota, Fungi, Ascomycota, Dothideomycetes, Dothideales, Saccotheciaceae. The record is from RefSeq and is a predicted model, not a curated record. The coding region runs from base 1 to 1026 and encodes 341 amino acids. The transcript has 5 exons.
AUGGAUAAGAUGCAGGACAUGCUACGAUUUGUGGUCGAGCAUCAUCCGCGUAUCUUCAAGAUCUCUUAUGUUGCUCUGAUACUUCCCAUCGUCAUUCUCUCUAUCAUCCCUCUUCUAUCUCCGAUAUUCCUCCAACUGCCCAAUGCAGAUGUCGUCGAGUUCCAGCUCAGAAGAUCGCAAUCCGUGAUUGAUAUUGGCUACUACAACCGCUGGUUCAAGGACGCUGACGGCGAAACCUACUUCCAUGCCUGCAUCAGCACUGUUGGUCACCAUGCCACUGGCAAAACACUCGCACGGCAAUGGGGCAAAGCAGCUGCGGCAGGUCCCAGGAUCUACGAGCGCCUGGUCGAAGACUUUGACAUGACGAUACAGCUGCAGAGAGAUGCGAUGUACCCUGGCCUUCUUAUCGCUGCUGCUGUACUCUGGACCAUCAGCAUUGCUCUCUUCCACACUGGCUCUUACGUCAAGGGAAACAGGGAGCAAUGGGUACUGAGGGCAUGCAAGGGAUUUGCUGUUAUUGCAUCUCUGCUGUUUGUUGUUGCUACCACUGCUACGACUGCUGGUGUGUAUCCUCUUGUACAAUACUUUGAUCCUAGCACCGGCUGGGAUGCUGAUGGACGUAUGGGAGCUAUUCUGGCGGUGCAGUGGGCUGCUGCUGGUGCUAUGGCUGUGCAUACUUUGCUUGCUUUUGCUGUUACUGGGGAUAUGCAAGACAAGUCGGAGGGUCAUCGAUGUGUUACCUCGGUCCUUCAAUCAACCUCACCGCCUGACUUCUUGUCGAGAAACACGACUCUCAGACCCUAUCUCUUACAACGGAUCGGACAUCCUGUGCCUCGCCAUCACUAUGAGCUCGAUGACCAGCCCCAUGUGGAUUCUUAUACGACAGAGUGCGGGACCUCUACCCUAUCAACCCAUACCAAGGCGCUUCUUCUCUGGGAAAAGUGCUACCUCAAGCACGCCGAUGACAAAGGUUUCCACGUUCUUGUCGAUGAAGACUCCAACAUCACUGGUCUGAUUGAUUGGUAA